This is a messenger RNA of Oncorhynchus nerka (sockeye salmon), 5612 nucleotides long. RefSeq names its product opioid-binding protein/cell adhesion molecule-like. The transcript is spliced from 8 exons. Lineage: Eukaryota; Metazoa; Chordata; Actinopteri; Salmoniformes; Salmonidae. Bases 547 to 1707 code for a protein of 386 amino acids. The record is from RefSeq and is a predicted model, not a curated record.
UCCCACGUAUAUCGACGAUGAGGGGACGCUGUAGGAUGUAGAUAGAAUAAUCACUAAAACUCGUGUAGCCUAGAUCCAAUCCCAAGAAAAUCCGCAUCUGUUGGAACGAGAUAAUCACGCAUUUGUCUUGUUUUUGCGCUCUUCUGCGCAUUUGGCACCGGUUGUUAAAGUUUUAUCACAAUCGCAAACGAAAUAGCUGAUGUGUUUGCUCUGCGUGCUAUCCACAACUGCGACCGUUAAUUUUCUGUGAAUGCGUGUACUGUCAUCAUCAAUAAGCAGUUGGACCAUUCGGAAAGGAAGCGCACACAUUUCCAUUCUGCGAGCUACAGAAUAGAACAGCCUGCACAUAUUUUGUUGAGUGCGCAGUAGGGAUAGCGAUACUCCUGCAUAUGCUAUGCUGCACCUGGAAAGAAGAUUUGGAUUACCAGAUGAACUGUAGGCUAUUAACUAACCCGCGCUCGCUCCACCGGACAAAAUACGCAUUUGCCUUUUAAAUCAACUGACGCGUUGUGUGUCUCGACAAGCAGUGGGAUUUAUAAACCGAAGAUGGGUGUUUGUGGAUACUUUGUCGUGUCUUGGAAGUGCCUGGUGGUUCUGUCAUUCAGGGUACUGUUUCUUGUCCCCCCAGGUUUGCCUGUCCACAGUCAAGGGGAUUCCCAAACCGAUAAUAAAGUAAUGGACAAUAUUACCGUCAGGCAAGGCGAGACCGUCUUUCUCAGGUGCCCACAGGGGGACAUCGUCACACACACGGCCUGGCUCAACCGGUCGAGUAUACUUUAUGCCGGCGAGGACAAGUGGUCGGUGGAUCCCAGGGUGAGUCUUGUUACACUCAAUCAGGAGGAGUUCACCAUAAAGAUUGAGGACGUGGACAUGACCGACGAGGGCCCAUACAUCUGUGCGGUGCAGACGAGCAGGAGACCGAGGACGACGUCAGUGCACAUCCUCAUCCAAGUGCCCCCCACAAUCAUCAACCUGUCGAAGGGCAUCGUGGUCAACGAAGGCUCCAACGUCACGCUGAUGUGCCAAGCCAGUGGCAAACCAGAACCCUCGUUUACCUGGAAACUCCUGUCUCCCUCAGGUGACCUGGCAUCGGAGGACGAGUACCUGGACAUCCCCAGUAUCUCCAGACAGAGAGCGGGGACCUACGAGUGCACCGCCGUCAAUGACAUCGCCACAGAUGUCCAGACCGUGGAGAUCACAGUCAACUAUGCCCCCAGUGUGUCAGAGGGCAGAGACGUUGGCGUGACCCUUGGCCAGAGAGGGGUGCUGGAGUGCGAGGCGGAUGCAGUACCCGAGGCAGACUUCGAGUGGUACCGAGACGACAGAAGGAUCUUCAAUGGUUUUGACGGCAUGGAGAUCGAAGAUGCCGGGCAGCUCUCCAAGUUGACCUUCUUCAAUGUCUCUGAGGCCGACUACGGCAACUACACUUGCAUCGCCAUUAACAAACUGGGCAGCUCCAACACACGCUUUGUCCUGUAUGAGGUUAUUGAACCCACUAGCUCAACACUAUUAAGGUUCAAGUCAGCAAAACCAAUCUUGAACACCACAAACUCAUCCAAAUGUUUUGUUCCCUCUCCUCUGCCAUCCCCCUUGGCCACAACAGGACCCGGAGCAGUGCAGGAUGGGAACAGCGGCUCGAUGGGGACGCAUGUACACACCUACACCUGUCUACUUCUGGCCAUCCUUCAGUUUCUGCUCAGGUUUUGAUGCAGUAGGCUUUCUGGCUUCCGAGGCAAGGUUGCGUGGUUUGUGUGUUUUCUCUCACCCGGAACCACAAACGUGAUGCACAUGAGUGCAUGGGCUACCCUAUUACAUCAUGUCAAACCUCUAAAACGUAUUAUGUAACAUACACAUUUUUCUUUGUUAAUUUUAGGAGUUUUAAGGACAUAACAACAUUGGAUUUUUUGAGUUUUGAUUUGUUUUCGUUUCCCCUCCCAUUAUGGUAUGAUUCUCAAAUGUUUCUUUUUGGGUGUGGUUUGUCUGUUAUUUACAUUUAUUUAUUUCAGUUUCUACCGAGUGACAUAGUCAUCUUAGCCCCAAGAGUCUUAAGCGUAAAUCAUAGUCCAUUGACGUUAAGACGCAAUAGUCCGGCAUCCCAUUGUGACAUAGCUACGCGGCUCUGAGACCACCAUCCGCGGGGAAUGCACAGCCCGAAAGCGCACCUCCCAACAAUUCCCAACCAACGCCGCUCCGAUACGCGUCCUUUAUUCAUUUGAAUGUGGUAACGGUUGGAGAAAAAGCUUGAGAAUUUGAAAAGUAUGAAUGCCAAUAUUCCAGAACACUGCUGUGCGUAUGCGUACACAUUUUGGACUAUGAUAGACGCUUUAGCACCAAGAUUCUUAUCCCCAAGAGUUAAGUGUAUGAGGUGAAUGAAACAAACAUUUCAAACAGGCAGUGAAGCAGAUGGACUGAAAUCACUCUAGGACCUAAAAGCCUGUUAUCAUGUUUUUUGUUGUUGGUGUAAUUAUAAUUUAAACCUAUUUCUGAUUCCGACACAUUGACAAACCACAACAAUGGUUAAUAAGAAAUUAUAUUUUCUCAGCAAUGUCAAUUGUGAUAUUUUCAGUUGUUUGUGCUAUUCUAUCUAUUUUGGGGAUUUUAACACAUAUUUUGAAAGGGGUAAAUACAAUAUCAAAGCUGUAAUUGUGAUUAUUUAGGCAAAGAGCUUGUUUUUCCUCCCUUUUAGCUGGCACAAGUCUACACAAGGUGGUGUAAAGAAUGACUUAACUAGUUAUGAAUGGGAAGGAAGUUAUUUCCAUUUGUGUGGACAUCUAACUUCAAGUAAUGUAAUCUCUCACAAAUGUUAUUAAUGUUACUACAACUGGUUUUACUUUAAGGUACUUUAAGUUAUAUGUAUUUACAUGGGUCAUUUGCACACUAGGGUCAAUUCUGAAGUAUUCCCAUCUCAACAGUGUUGGUAACAAAGAGGCUAAGGAGUAAGAUUGUGUCCAAUAGCAACUCUAUGGAUCACUCUAAGGGCAAAUUCUAACUUGCACUUGAAAGGAUACUUUGGGAUUUUGGCAAUGAAACCCAUUAUCUACUUAAGAUGAACUCACGGAUACCACUUUUAUGAAUCUGCAUCCAGUAUGAAGGCAGUUAGAGGUAGUUUCACGAUCCAAUGCUAACUAGCUUAGCGCAAUGACUAGAAGUCUAUGGGAUCUACUAGCAUGCUAGCAGUUACCAUGGACUAACACUAGUUAGCAAUUGUGCUAACUAUAGUUAACAACUUCUUUUAAACUGCUCACAGAGAAAAUGGUAUCCACAAGUUCAUCUGACUCUGGGGAAGUAGAUAAAGGGCUUCAUUGCCAAAAUCUUGAAGUAUCCCUUUAAGUAACAUUUUCACUUUGAUGCAUUGAUGUCAAUGGGAGACUUAGUGGAAAUUGGACUGAAGUGGAGGUUAGUAUUUGCCCCUAAAAGAGCCCAAAGACCUCUCAGCCAUUAGUUUGUCUUUUUUAGUUGUUGUUACAAAAUACCCUCUCAUAACCAAUAAGUAUUAAUUGUUUGGUUGUGUUGAACUGGUACAUGUAAAUGUACUGGAAUGUACAUGCAAAUGUACUUUGACUGGAAAUGCAAAUGUUUUACAUAUAUUGUCUCCCAAUAGAGCACAUAUACAUACAGUCCAUUAAUAUAUUAUAAUUUAGUGUUGUAUACCGGGUUAAAUAAUCAGGGCCGAGUUUGGAUUGAUUUGAAAUCAGGCAUAUAUUUGUCUCCUCUGUGACCUUGUCACCAAUGACACACUCAGGAGCUACAACAAUACUUCCUGUAACCUUUCUAUGUAACACAACAUCCACUUAGUCUGACUCUAUAGAGAAAACAUCUACUACAGACGUUUGCUCAAUGCUCAAUUUGUUUUUGUAUAACAGGAAAGCACACAAUGCUCUGUGAAAUCAAUAUGCAAGAAUUUUGCAGCUUUCUUCUGUGCAAUGCCAUCAACCCUUUGGCCCAGUUUAUAAACUGCACAGCAGUUGCUCUUCCUUGUGAUCAUUUUUUAAACUCUAUUAAAAUAUCUGGACCCAUAUUCACAAAGUGUCUCAGAGUAAGAGUGCUGAUCUGGGAUAUUUUUUGUAUUUUAGAUCAUAAUGAAUACAAUGGCAUGGACAGGGGGGGUCUGAUCCGAAAUGAUUCGUUCCUGUGUUGUUUUUAACGUUACAUCUAUCAGGCAGUGCACUUGUGGAGCUCAUGAACAACAAAUCAUUUACAAUGAGAAACCCCAAUCGAGUGGUUCACUGUGGCUAAAAGGAUGAUUGUAAGGGACUGAUGUAUAAAAACAAAUCCUAAUUUAGAGGUCUUAAAGGUAGAUUCAACGUUGUGAAUUCAUCAUCAUACACAGCGGGACAAUUUAUUGCUUUGCUCCCAGAAAUCAACAUCUAAUCUGCCAGGCCUGUUACUAUUGGUUCUUCCUUAAAUGGGCAUGCCUCAGGCGAGGGCCCAGAUUAACAGUCAGUUUUGGCAGUUUUCUGUUGUUGAUGUCUGGAAGCAGGAGGUCACCAUGCCAUGUACGAUGAUAACAUAUAGUGAAGUCUGCCUUCAAUAUUUUAUUCGCAAAUGGGGAGAAAGGGACACAUUUUGAUGUUAAGAAAUAUUUGACAUGUUAAUGGUCCAAACCUGUGGUGCUGCCAUCAGAAUAGGCCAUAUUACAGCAGAUAAUUGGGUGCAUUCAUCACACAUUUAAAAUGUGUGAUGUCUGUGUGAGAGCUGCAUUGAUUUUACACUGAUUAGGAAUAUCACUUUAAUGCAUGUCAUGAUUGGUGCAAAAUACAUCAGCGUAAUGGUUUGCACCCCAAAACUAUUUUUGAAAUAAAUACCACAUGAUUAUUACCCUUGUAAAAGAGGUAUUCAGACCUCCACGGGAUAAAUAAAGGUUGAAUAAGUUUUCUCUGUGGUGAUGGCAUCACACAUUUUUACUGACAAAACGGAUCCCAAUGCCUGUUGAAAGAUAUGGAAAUCUGGGGUUAACCUCCGUCUAGUGACGGAAACUAUAUCAUUAUGUGGACUCAAUGAAUUAAAGGCCAUGCUAAGGGUAGAUUCAAUAAAAGUGUUUUAUUUUUUUUAUUUUUUGCAGUUGUUUCAAAACAUAUGUACAGAAAGCAACAGCUGGGGCUUCUGAGAAGUCCACGGUAUAACCAUCACAGAAACCUAUUUCCAACUAUUGUUUUUGAUUGAGCUUAUAUUGCACCUACCCUUUAGUAUAGUGCUGUUUGUGACGUGACAUUUGUUGAGUAUGCAUUGCAGUUUGGAAUAAUUCCUUUUGGAAUAGGGACUUUGGAAAUAGCAGUGACAAAGUUGUAGACAUUGGCGGCAUACGGAUGUGCUUGUCUCAGUUGUUAUAAAAGGACAUUUCUGUGUUGGUGCAUGACCAAAUCUCAUGAUCAAAUGAAUUUGAAUUUCUGAUGACACACACAUUCCCUCUACUCCAAUACAGUACAGUCAAGUCAUUCACCCGGCAUAGGUCACAGUAAUCCCUUAAUUCUGGUUGAUUCCAAAGUGAAGAGAAAAUUACAUUCUAUUUGACUCCCUGUAAUGUAAGAUUGUUGAUUCAUAUGUAUUUUCUUUAUGAAGAUUGUGUGUUCAUAUUUAAGACUGACAAUAAUAAAAAAAACAUGUAUCUUAAA